AGGUCCAAACAGCUUCUAUCAGGGAGCCAAGCUUCGUGCCAGCGUGAUCAAGAGCAAGCGGCCUUCCGCGAUAACAAAACACGUUCAAGAUAUCGAUAAGCGUCGUGCUUUCAUGCUCAAGCUCGCCAAGUGCUUGCUCGCUUUUGGUGCUCCAUCCCAUCGGAUCGAGUCGCAGUUGGCUACUGCUUCCCAGAUCCUUGAUGCGAAAGCCUCAUUCGUCCAUAUACCGAAUAUCAUCAUCGUUACAUUUGGUGAUGAAGACAUGACAUCCGUGGAGACUCAUUUCGUGAAAGCGAAUGGACGAAUUGCGCUUACCGCGUUGCAAGGAGUCCAUAUUGUCUAUCGCAAGGUUCUUCAUGACAAGAUGACCGUCGAAGAAGGCACCAGGCGAUUGGCUUCCAUACUCUCCGCUCCCCCGAUAUAUUCGUUAUUGGUACGCUGCUUUUUAGCCUUCGUAUGCGGUUCUACUAUAUGCGUCCUUGCAUUCGGGGGAUCGGUCAUUGAUAUGGGGAUCAGCGGAGUGUGUGCCUUCGUCUUGCAGUACCUAGGCCUUAACACUGCGACAAAGAGCGCGACGUACGCGAAUGUCUACGAGAUAUCAAUCGCCAUCAUCGUGUCUUUCGUGGCCCGGGCACUCGGCACCAUACCAGGCAGGUUGUUCUGCUACAACGCCAUAGCAUCUGCUGGGGUGGUGUUGAUUCUCCCAGGAUUUACUAUCCUCAUCAGUGCACUAGAGCUCACUUCUAGAAAUGUUCUAUGUGGAUCUGUAAGAAUGGUCUAUGCGAUCAUCUACACUUUGUUCCUGGGGUUCGGCCUGACGAUAGGCUCCGAUCUUUAUCUUGUGCUCAACAAACAUGCCCGACAUAAUUUAGAUAAGACCGAAGCAGAGAGAUAUACAAUAUAUCACGGGACUUUUCACGCACAGAACGGCACGUCUCCCGUCCCAGGAGGGGCCAUCUUCGGUUUUGCUCAAACCAAUGACCCUCAUAUCGUUAAUGGAUGCUACAGGGAACCCAGUUGGCCAUGGUGGAGAAAGGAACUUCCCUGGUGGACGCUCUUCUUCCUCGUACCAGCGUACUCUCUCUGCUCGUCUUUGUCCAACUUGCAGAGAUUGCGCAGCUGGCAGCUUCUGGUUAUGGUCCUAUUUGCGUGCUGUGCUUUUGUCGCGAAUCGACUCUCAAAUAACUAUCUUCCUGGCAAAAGCGACAUCAUUUCAGCUUGUGGGGCUUUGGUCAUCGGGAUCUUGGGCAACGUGUACUCGCGAGUCAUGCGUGGAACCGCUUUUACGGCCAUGGUCACCGGUGUCUUGUUCCUUGUCCCUUCUGGUAUUGGUCAAGGCGGCGGCCUGCUCUCCUCUGAUGAGACAUCGUCUACUCAGCAAUACUCAGCUGGACUUCAGCUUGCCAUACGGAUAAUAGAAGUGGCGAUUGGAAUAACAGUUGGUCUAUUUGUGAGUCAGAUCUUCGUAUAUGCCCUGGGAAGAAGAAAGAACGCUGCACACUUUGCUUUCUGA
Messenger RNA from Suillus discolor, 1513 nucleotides. Its product is annotated as DUF1212-domain-containing protein. Bases 113 to 1513 code for a protein of 466 amino acids. Gene Ontology annotation, molecular function: transmembrane transporter activity. The record is from RefSeq and is a predicted model, not a curated record. Gene Ontology annotation, biological process: transmembrane transport. NCBI's taxonomy places the organism in Eukaryota, Fungi, Basidiomycota, Agaricomycetes, Boletales, Suillaceae. The transcript is spliced from 7 exons.